UCGUCGCCGGACUCCCAGGCAACGCAUCAUCCCUGAAGCUUGCUUUUGAAGUGCUUUAAUGAGAUGUAGUAAUUAUUAUGGUUAAAAUGUUUUACUGAUGAACUUCCGGUUAAAAGUGAAACCGCUGCGGACGUAAACAGAAGAUGAGUUACGAGGCAAAGCGGUGUGGAGUGCAGUUCAGUCCUCCCUCCAUAGUUUUAUUCUAUGAAGACAAGGAAACUAAACAUGUGAGAAAAAGAGUUAUACCUGUGCGAAACUUCUCGAAAUAUUCUGACUACAGCAUGGCAGCAGAAAGGCUGAAGAACCACCCUCGGCACAGGGACUACCUGGAGAAUGUGCCCCAGAGCCAGCUGGAGAAGCUUCACAUCAUCCUGCGAGAUCACAUGGAAGGCCUCAGCUUGGAGCACAGCCUGGCCUCGUUCCGCCUGGACCCCGAUGAAGACCUCAACAAACUGGACGACGACGAGCUGGCUCGCAAGAAGGGCCAGAUGGAUGAACUGUUCGAGAAGAACCGGCGGCGCAAAGAUGAUCCCGACUUUGUCUACGACGUGGAAAUGGAUUUUGGCAAGACUACCCAGGAAAAAUGCAGCUGGGACGAAGAGUCCGAUGAUGGAUUUUAAAAAUCUGAUAUUUCAGACUGCAAAUCACCCAAAGUACAGAUGUUCUAUGAGACAACAGGAACAUCUGACACAGCUCAAGUUUACUACACCGUCCAUCUAAAGUCACACAGCAUCAUGUGGCUCUUCUUGCACACAGUAAAGUACAUAAUAAGCUGCCAGUUUAUUAGGUACAGGUAUCUAUAACUGAUGCAGUCUAAUGCAACAACCGUUCGAUAGAUUCAACCUCCAUGUAACCCACAUUUACAAUCAAUAAGGGUAGAUUAGAUAUUAGAAAAGGCAACACAAUUCAACAAAUCUGCAAACUGAAGCGCCCAAAAUGUCCAUAAAGUUGACCUAAAACAGUUUCAACAAACAGUGAACAUUAAAACCUCCAUGAAGGUUACAUUUAAGCUAAAUAACAGCAGCAAUAAAAGACAGUAUGGACCAACUUCAGGUAGCUUUAAGGCUCAAAGGACAUUUUAAAAACACACAAAACAUUUCACUUAAAACAGCAAUGAAUGAAGUAUACGAACGCAUGAAUAAUAGGGAAUAUUUAUUUGUUAUAAAAUACUGAAUUUUACAAAAUACAAAGACUUUGGCUCGUUUAUUUUGUGGCUUUACACCUAACGUGUUAUUCACAGUUGAAUAUGAAGAAGAUAGUAAAAUCCUAUUAAAUACAAUUUGAGUGUACACCAAUAAGUAAGCAAUACAACAUGUAUAUAUUUAUAUCUUUGGAGAGAAAAAACAGUGUCCACAAAAUAUUGUUCCAUAUCAUACAAAACAUAUAUCUAUGUAUAGAUGUGUGUGUUAUAUAUACUGCAUUUCCAUCUGGUUUUAAAGGAGAUAAACUAUUUCAUAAAACCUGCGGCAUCAAACCUCUUCAGGGGGGAAUUCAUUCAAAGUGCUUCAAUCCUUCCUUCAGCUGACACGAAACACUGACUGACCAUUAGUACCAAAAUACAUUCAACAAUGUCACAGGUUCUUUGAAAAUUGAUAAAGAAUAAACUUACAUUACUUUGCUAGUUUGGUUUAAAGAUAAUCUACACACAUCUAUUCUUUUUACAGUGGUAUCACUUGCAGUCAUUUAUGCAGCGCUGAUGUAUUCCCUAAAGAGGUAGGUAACUGAACA
This is a messenger RNA of Anarrhichthys ocellatus (wolf-eel), 1728 nucleotides long. RefSeq names its product centrosomal protein 19 (gene cep19). Gene Ontology annotation, cellular component: ciliary basal body; centrosome; spindle pole. Gene Ontology annotation, biological process: trans-Golgi to periciliary membrane compartment transport; microtubule anchoring at centrosome. Bases 144 to 620 code for a protein of 158 amino acids. The transcript is spliced from 2 exons. NCBI's taxonomy places the organism in Eukaryota, Metazoa, Chordata, Actinopteri, Perciformes, Anarhichadidae. The record is from RefSeq and is a predicted model, not a curated record.